Messenger RNA from Thalassophryne amazonica, 1050 nucleotides. RefSeq names its product basic transcription factor 3 (gene btf3). The transcript is spliced from 6 exons. The coding region runs from base 117 to 605 and encodes 162 amino acids. Gene Ontology annotation, cellular component: cytosol; nascent polypeptide-associated complex. The record is from RefSeq and is a predicted model, not a curated record. Lineage: Eukaryota; Metazoa; Chordata; Actinopteri; Batrachoidiformes; Batrachoididae.
CCUCUCUCUCUCGCUUCCAUUUUGCACUCGCAUGUGUCCGCUGUUAGUUUACAGGUCAGUGAGGAGCUUUAAAUACGUUCUUCUCUUCACUGUUUUCUUCGAUCCGACGGCAAGAGAUGAAAGAGAUAACUAUGAAUCAGGAAAAACUUGCUAAGCUACAGGCACAAGUCCGCAUCGGUGGAAAGGGAACUGCUCGUAGAAAGAAGAAGGUUGUACACAGAACGUCGAGUGCAGACGACAAGAAACUCCAGUUCUCCUUAAAGAAACUCGGCGUCAACAAUAUCUCCGGUAUUGAAGAGGUUAAUAUGUUUACAAAUCAAGGGACAGUGAUCCACUUCAACAAUCCCAAAGUGCAGGCCUCCCUCGCAGCCAACACCUUCACCAUAACCGGCCACGCCGAGACCAAGCAGCUAACCGAGAUGCUGCCAGGCAUUCUGAACCAGCUGGGAGCCGACAGCCUGACGAGCCUCAGGAGACUCGCCGAGGCGUUGCCCAAACAGGCCAUAGAUGGAAAAGCUCCAAUUGCAGCAGUAGAAGAGGAAGAUGACGAUGUUCCAGAUCUGGUGGAGAAUUUUGAUGAAGCCUCGAAGGAUGAGGCUAACUAAAGGAAAUGGGACUGACGCGUCAAAACUUGACAGGACCAUGUGGGCCACAAGAUGGUUCUUCGUCAACUUAGAAAUUGCAGAAACUUGCAACAAACUCAAAGUACCCGAGAAGACGAAUACUCAUUCAAUCACAUUUUGGCUGUGACCAUCUUCUAAUAUCUGUGACAUCUAGACGAAGUAUUUGCACAUCAGUGAUUUAACUCAUUUUCUGUACAACUCUUGUACUAAUAAUUAGGGAAGCCGCUUUAUUAUUAAGUAGGGUGUUCAUUCCAGCACGUUUGUCACCAGGCUCUGCAAAUGCUCUUUGUGCUCUGUAUGACUAGUUAGGGAGUGUGCAAAAUGUGUUUAUUGCUACUGUUGUGCAUCUGUUGCCAUGUUACUGAACCCAAGACCUUGUGGCCUCGCUGAACCCACCGUAUCUGGAAUAAACCUUUGCUACUGUUAA